Molecule: messenger RNA, 1800 nt
Organism: Colletotrichum higginsianum IMI 349063
Lineage: Eukaryota; Fungi; Ascomycota; Sordariomycetes; Glomerellales; Glomerellaceae
Product: Heterokaryon incompatibility protein
Exons: 1
Coding region: 1-1800 (599 amino acids)
Source: RefSeq, a predicted model, not a curated record
AUGUAUAAACCCCUCAACACCAGUCAGAGGGAGACGAGACUCGUCACAAUCCUUCCAGGUCGGUUUGAUGAUGCGGUCUAUUGCGAGCUGCAUGUCAUAUCUUUGUCCAGCAGCCCUGUUUACGACGCGCUGUCCUACGUCUGGGGCGAUCUGAGAAUCACGCGAGAGAUAUUCGUUCAGGGAACUGCCCACCAAGUCACUGCCAACCUCGAGGUUGCGUUACGCUAUUUGCGCCAGGUCGAUAAGCCGAGAGCUCUGUGGAUAGACGCCCUUUGCAUCAACCAGAACGACAUUCCUGAGAGGAGCUCACAGGUCGCCCAGAUGGGCCAUAUCUACAGGGGUGCUCGGGAAGUCGUUGCCUGGCUUGGGGAGGAAUCAGACAACAGCAACCUUGCUUUCGAUCUGACAGAAGCUGGAUCACGUUUGUCAUAUUGGUGCCGCGGCCUCCAGUCGGACGGCGAUCCGACAACAUCGUCCUUCGGCUCGGAGCACAUCCGUUCUUUGGAGAUUUUAACAAAAAGGUUGUGGUGGAAGCGAAUAUGGACGUUUCAAGAACUCAUCCUGGCAAAAUCCGUCCAUUUUAUCUGCGGAAACCGCAGCAUGGACGCUGCUACACUCUUCGCGUUUGCCCGAGUGUAUUUCCAACACGUCAAUACUUGCGACAAAUGCGAUGCCUCGCAAGCUCCGCACCAGGAAGAUAUGCUGCGGCUCGGCGAGAUACUGGCCCCUCUAGUCAUGCUGGACCAGUCGCGCCAAGAUGCUGCGGGCUUGUAUAUCCCCCACACGGUACUCCUAUACCGCAGCCGAGACUGUACGGAUUCGAGAGACAAGAUCUACGGAUUCAUCGGCUUGGAAGCAGCCAACAACGCUUCACCCUCCCGGCUACCAGACUACUCUCUCCCAGUGUCCGAUGUCUACGCUCAAGCAACUCGCGACUUUAUCGCCACAGAGAAGCAGUUGUCCGUCUUCUCUCAGCUGCUGCCCCGAUGUGCGCCGCACAAGAGCCCUAUAUCAGACGACCUACCGACCUGGGCCCUCGACCUGACUGCCGCUGCCACUCCUCAGGUCUCGAUAGACAUGUACACACGCAUGACGAACCUCCGGCUCUACAACUCCACCGCACCCGGGACGUUGACGCUGGGACGCCGUGUGGGGUUGAAGAAGCUCGCUCUCAUGGGCAGGGUUGUCGGGACGAUAGGUUCGCCCCUCGGCGAGCCGUGCCCGGCGGACCGUCGCGCAGACGCCAACAUUUACUACGCAUGGCGGCACUUUGCGAGAGUGGACGAUCGAUACGACGAGCCCUACGCCGGGCAAACGCACGUGGCGUACGGCGACGCGUUCUGGCAAACUCUCUGCGCUUCCGUCGUCCCUGCGCACUCCAGGGUCGCCGACUACGGAGACCUCGUCCGCGCGGAUCCGGAGAGACACCGCGGGCUCCACGACGCGUGGUGGCACUCCCUCUUACCCGACGACCUUGCGGACGCCAGGAGGAACCUCCGAAUCGACCACGACAUCACUGCGAACGAGAUCGCGCAGUUCUUCUCCUGUGUCAGCAUCGCCACUACCAUGAGAAGGCUGAUGGUGGAGGAGAGGGAGCAUGGGUGGAUGGGGCUAGUGCCCCAAGAUGCCGAGGAGGGCGAUCGCAUCGCGGUCAUUGACGGUGGCAAAGUGCCAUACAUACUACGCCCAAGUAAAGAGGAGCCGGGAUCAUGGUGUUUGGUCGGCGAUGCCUACGUUCACGGAAUCAUGGACGGCGAGGCCGUAGCGCUGGGCGAGCGUCGUGAAAUACUGCUUGUCUAG